Pelagomonas calceolata is the source of this 4368-nucleotide messenger RNA. The record is from the annotation of a GenBank genome assembly. Lineage: Eukaryota; Pelagophyceae; Pelagomonadales; Pelagomonadaceae.
GUCAAAAUCGCCGGCGCGCGGCUUUUGCUGCAGCAAAAUAGCCAAAAAGUGGCUGGUAGAGGCCUGUGCUGUCGGCUGGUAGCUGUGCUGCGAAAACGGGGCACGCCGCGUCGCAGCAGAAGCCGCAAUCACUGCGGAGAGCGCCACAGAGAAUUAGGCCCAGCGCGGCGGCGCGGGCGACACUGUUGACAUGUACCCCGCCUCGCCGAACGCGCCGCGGUCCCCGGCGCCGCCGCGGAGCCCCGGCGCGCCGCGGAGCCCCUACGGCGGGAGCCCGCCCCGGCGCAAGAGGAGACGAGGCCAGCGGCCCGCGCGCGACGCCACGGGACUGUGCAAUUUGGGCAACACGUGCUACAUGAACUCGGUCCUCCAAGCUUUAGUGCAUGUCCCGCCUCUCCGGGACUUUUACGUGGCCCCCGACACGCAACGAGAGCGCGCGGACUCGAUGGGGAGCCUCGGAUCCUUGGGCGACGGCCCGGAGCACCACGCUACUAUAAGUCCGAGGACGCCACCAGGUUUAACAGCGAGACCGCGCGGGUCUUCUGUUGACAAUGUCAUUCCCGGGACGCCACCAAGAAGCCAACCAUUGACGCAAGAGGUCCCGGCGACGCCGCCGUCGCGAAGGCCGCUAGCACGCGUCAACUCGCCGACGGGCGUGGGGGGCAUGGCCGCGCUCAUGACCGCGUCGGAGCAAGUGCAAAACACCGACGUCGUCUCGCUCGUCAACGCUGGUCGAAUUGUGGAAGCAGCCCAAGCCGCGGGCACGGUCUACGGGCCGCCGCCCCCGCCGCCCGCACCCUACAUGGACCGCCUCGCGCGGUACAAUUCGAUGGGUUCAAAAGGGAAAGUUUCCGAAGCUUUUUCCCAACUCGCCACAGAGUUGACCACAGGAACGUCACCAUACGCCGUGAAGCCCUCGCACAUGAAGAAGGUCAUGGCGCGCUGGCGGCCGGACUUCCAGGGCUAUGCUCAACACGACGCUCAUGAGUUUCUCGCGGCUCUCCUAGAUGGGUUGCACGAGGACCAGAAUUUGGUCAGGGAGCGCCGGCGGAUGGUCGAGCGACGGCGGAAGGAGCGCGAGAAGCGGCGGCUCGACGACGAGGCGGCCGCCGCGGCGCAAGCCGCGAUGCGGGCACUCCAACCCAUGUCGCCUACCACAGAACUGUUGAAUGACGUUCAAGCACCAGUAACACCGGCGACGGAGACCGCCUCGCCACGUCCGCAAGACGACGACGAUGAUGAGCAACCGCCCCCUCCCGAUUCAAGGAUAGAAGAGUUACUAGGAGGCAAGUUCGCGUCCGAACUAGUCUGCGACGAGUGCCGGCACCAGUCCGUGACGCACGAGCAGUUCGUUUGUGUGUCUUUACCUUUACGAAGAUCCCAGGGGGAGCCGCCACCGAGAAGAGUUUCGGUGCGCGUCGAGCGCUCGCUCGCCCAUCAAGGUUCGCGGACGUCCUUUGAAUCUGUCUUGGUAAGAAGGGACGCGCCCAUCUCCGAAUUGCUACACGCUACCUCAGCAAGUAGUGGCGUCCCGUGGAACAAAUUGAUCUUGGCAGAUGUCUGGCAGAACAAGGUCCACCGCUUCUUCUGCGCGACGGACCCCGUCGACGAGGUGACGCAACAAGACGACGUCGUCGCGUACGAAGUGAGCGACCCGCAGGCGUACUACCCGUGGACGGCGCGGCAACCUUUAUGGAGGAGACAACUAUGCGUCCCUUAUGACGAUAGGGUGCAGGGUUACCACAACAGGGAAGAUGCAAGAAAAGAAUCUCCAUUGCUAGCUACUGCGGUAUUUAACGUCGGGGGGACGUACUACGGCGAGUACAAUUGCUCGAAGGAGGCUCGAGCUUGCAGAUUUGAAGUUACUGGUGUUAGUCUACUACCACCAACACAGCAGGAAGAGCCCGUCCAGGAGGAGAAGCACCAUACUGACAGUGAAGACGAGGACGAGAAGCGGCCCGAACCUCCUCCGAAAAGUACCCUACCGAACGCGGACGUGAAGAUCAUCUUCGACUUUAUUACCGGAAACGGCCAGCAAGGCGCUUAUUCGUGUGAAGGGACCUACGAUAGUACAACAAGAGAAGCUCGCGUGUCGCCUAUCCGGUGGAUCCAGCGGCCGGACCGGAACGCCGUGACCAUGGUGCCCAUGACGUUGCGGGUGUGUGGCGGGGAUGACGGUACGCCCACGCGCUUGGUGGGCUGUGUGGACCAGUGCGGGACGGUCGUGGCCUGGGCGGCUGGGAAUCGAGAGGACCCCUUGGAGCCUUCUCCUUGGAACCAGCAGCUGCCUCCGGAGGAGGAGGAUGACUCAGAUGCGGAUCCGCCGCGAAGAGAAACGGCUCGACCCGCAGCUUCCAUAGGCAUCGUGCUCUACCACAAGCUGUCGGACGAGCCUGACGACGGCUAUCAUAGACAUCGGCACCCUUUACGAGGCACGCCGACCCUAGUAACGAUGCCUCGAUCUUUCCGGGACGGCAACCCGGGACCGAAUGAGCGCCAGACCUACAAAUUGCUCUACACGAUGCUGACGCGGGAAGAAUACCACGCCGAGGCGCACCAGGAGCCGCCGCGCUACAACUACGGGCGGCAGCCCUAUGCGCAGAGAUCUUCUCAUUUUCAACCAGCGACGUACCAAAUCCCGGCGCGUCGCCAGGACGUGGCUCCCUGGCAGCAGCGCGGCCAACCGCGGCCCGUCCAAAGAUCUAGGAGGAGAAGGAUCGCCAACGAGACGGACGACGACGAGGAGUCGCAACGAUCCGAUGCGGCCGACGUCGACGAUAGUCUCGACGGGUCGAACGGCUACGACCCGAACACGAGUUACUACGUGAACCGGUCCCCGACGCCCGCGCGAGAGUCGUGGGGCCAGGACGCCCCCGAGUGGAGCCCGCAGCAGGACACGCAGACCUACGGGAGUCGGACCCAGUCCUACCGCUCGGACUAUAGAGAUAAUGAUUAUGAUGACGAACGGGAACGGAGCUGGGACGACGGCCGGUAUGGGGAGUUCGACUCGGGGUUGAAGGGGGGCACGGUCUCGGCGUUUUGAGGUGUUGCGGUGCCUUCACUUUGUUGCUGGGACUCGUUUCCUAGAAUCAUGGCGGUGGGUGGUUUCUUUUUCGAUUUUGAGCCCCGCGCAGGCACGGCCGACUACUACGCGGACGACUCGCCGGAGCGGAACAGAAGGCAGAAGAAGCGCGCGGGGUUGAACACGGCCGGCGUAUCUAAUUCGUACGAUGAUGAAGUAGCGGGUCUUACCAAAAGGUAUCGCUACGGGAACGACGACGACGCCGACGACGACGCCUCGUCCUCCAGAUCGCCGAGCCCGCAACGUAAUUCUUCCUCAAGACACUGGCAGCGGGACAAUUAUUACGACCAGCCGCCGCCGCGCGCCCCGGUGUUGUUUUUCCGCACGGACAAGGACGGGCGGUACCUGUCCGACGACCGCAUGCGGUGCCUGACGAAUACGCAGAUCGACGACGAGUCGUCGGAAGAGGAGGAGGAUGAUUUGCAGGACAACUUGAAUUACUACUCGGGGUGGCCGUCGCGCCGGAGGCGGUGGGGCGACCUCCCGCUGCUCUAUUCGAACGAUAGGAACAACCCCUGCCAGCCCUCCGUCGAGUAUCUCAGAUGUGAAUGGAGAGACGCUAGAUCAUGUGAUUAUAUCGCGGGCAACCCCGACGGGAGUCGCGAUCGCGUCGAGGCGUUGGCCAAGGACGCGGCGCGGCCGUCGGAGCCGUCCGAGACGCCGUUAACUGUCGACAAAUUACUGAAGUUGUUCGCGUCGAAGGAGCGGUUAGAUACGGCCGACGCGUGGAAGUGCCCGGGGUGCGAGAAGCGCGUGAGAGCGGUCAAACGGUUGCGACUGGCGGCGCCGAACCCGCCCGUGCUCGUGUUGCACUUGAAGCGGUUUGAGAUGCUGGGGUACCACUCGGCGAAACUCGAAACGCCCGUGGCCGUACCUAGCAAUAUCCCGAUAGACAUUGGGAAGUAUGUUGGAGCGGCUGAGAAUGAGAGUGAUGAACUGCCGUCGACGAGGUACUACUUAUGUGCCGUCGUGAACCACUUCGGGACCAUCGAAUUUGGGCAUUAUACCGCGUACGCGCGUUCUAGGGAUGAUGGGUGCUGGCGGUUGUUUAACGAUGCCACCGUUGGUGUCAGGGACGACGACGAGGUGUCCCAGGCGUCGCGGGCGCCGUAUUUGCUGUUCUUAUUACGUGAGGACGUGGCCCCGGCGGAAUGGGUCCGCCAGGGCAAGUUAAGGGAGGCGGCGGCCGCCGAAGCCAACGCGGAGACGGACUCCUACAACACUCCCGUGCCGGCGCCGCAAAUCCCCUCGAUCUGAGACGCUCUCGUGUAAGGAGGGGGACUGUG